UUGUUUUUCGUUUUCGUUCGUCAGGAAAGAAUCUGUGGAAAUGAAUGAAUGGGUGCGCGCCGAACAACUACACGAGCUCCACAGAGGACGGACGGACGGAAUUUUAGUGAAGAAAAUUGAAGGAUUUUUUUUCUUGUAAAUAAAAUAAAAUUAAGAGGAAGAUACGGAUUGACAAUGGAAGACGUCCAACCGGAAAAUACAGUUGGUGAAGAUGAAGGCGCAAACGGUCAAGUGGAAGAGGACGACGAAGUCAUUUUUGACAGAAUUGUAAUUCACAGCGGAAUGUAUCUCCCACUUGCUACCGUUCAAGCAAUGGAUUUCGAACCACGAGAUGGAGGGGCUACUUUUGAGGGACCGGGUCAACUUUACAAAAAGAAAUUGACCCCUCGUAGAAGAGGGAAAGAACGUGCCAAUAAGUCCUUGGACGUGUCAUCGGCGUUGGCUACAAGUUCUCGUUUGGUAUGCGUUGCUCCUCACAACGACGAAGACGAGGAGGAGGACGACGACGACGAGGUCACCUGGCUCCCUCCGAUGACCACAAGGUACACUCAGACCUGUGACUUUCCCAUAUACCAGGAACAACCUCCAGCAGUAGUGGAUGAACAAAACGAGAGCCAUUCAUUCAACUCACAGCCCACUACUAGUCUUGAUUACUCAAGUCUAAAUACCAAUUCAAAUCAAACUGAUGUCAUCAUUGAAGAACUUACCAAGUCAAUGGGGGACCAGUCAUUAUGCGAUUUAAAUACUACCCCCCAACAGCAGAAUCAAGAUGAAAGUGACGAGCCAGCCAUUAAUAUUGGGGAAGAUGCUAUUAGUACUGAUACGUUGCAGGAGGAUGAGCAAGGCCAUGACUUUGCUGGGUCGAAAGGUACCGAAAAUCAUGACAAGCAAUCCGAGUCCAACAAAUCUUCGUCGGAAACCCCAUCUCAACCCAGCAAAAUUAAGGAGAAGACUGAUUACACAGAUAAUCGACGUAGAAACGUAAAAAUAACUGUCACACCAAUAACUAUCAGAGUGUACCGUUGUUGCAUUUGUUGGGAAUGCGAUUUCUCCUCCGAGGCGGAACUAAUGGAACACAUAUUCCAGGAUCACAAAAUAUCUCGACAACUAAAAUGUGAGGUUGUAUCAUGCUCUGAAGAUGAAAUUGACACCAAACAAAAAGAUGUGGAUCGCUACGAGAAACAAAUAGGAAGGAAGGUGCCUGGACGCGUGCAUCUGAAAAAAAUAAUAAGUGGGGUAUCAGAAUGGCAAGAUUUGUCUGACUCGGACAGCGCAGCCGAGGAAUCAGUGGAUAUUACAAAGAGUAGCAGCAGCAGCAGUUCCUCAGACGAUGACGUCGAUGACGACCGCGACCCAGAUUAUGUCGAAGGGGGAAGGAGGAGAAGAUGUCCAAAGAAAAAGCCCAGUACUCGACCGAAUAGUCAAAGCAAACCUAAAUCCGUCCCAACUUCGGGUAAGCGUACUGCCAAACGUGAGCCCGUAGGUAGGCGUCUAACACAGCGUCCUUCAAAAGCUACGAAGUAGUUUUUUAGCAAAUCGCCAGGUUUGCCUGUCAUUAAUUUGUAAAGUCAAUUUAGCCAGACACCUUUAUCUCUCGCCACCACACAGGUACGAACGAUUUACAAAGUAUCAAAACGUCAUUUUUACCCUGAGUAAAUAACAAAAAUUGGAACCUCGUAAUAAUAAAUACAUAAAUACGUACAACUGACUAUAUAAAUACCUAUAAAAGAUCCUUAACAAUAUUUUUACCAAUACUCUAUUUCUGACUAUGUAAAAAGAUUAUUUAUCUGUAAUUAAUUAUUUUAGAAAUUGACCCCCUUGUUUAAAUAUUGGAGCAACUAGUUAUGAUAUAUAACAGUAAAAUCUACAAUAAUAACGAUUUAUUUUAUAAUUGUUAGUUAAAUUUGACUUUCUAAAUAAAUGACUUCAUGGAUGUUACUUUAAACCGAGAAA
This is a messenger RNA of Folsomia candida, 1953 nucleotides long. RefSeq lists its product as uncharacterized. NCBI's taxonomy places the organism in Eukaryota, Metazoa, Arthropoda, Collembola, Entomobryomorpha, Isotomidae. The record is from RefSeq and is a predicted model, not a curated record. The coding region runs from base 175 to 1524 and encodes 449 amino acids. The transcript has 3 exons.